Scatophagus argus is the source of this 5635-nucleotide messenger RNA. It is a transcript of the gene tbc1d9, whose product is annotated as TBC1 domain family, member 9 (with GRAM domain). Gene Ontology annotation, molecular function: calcium ion binding. NCBI's taxonomy places the organism in Eukaryota, Metazoa, Chordata, Actinopteri, Scatophagidae. Bases 600 to 4457 code for a protein of 1285 amino acids. The transcript is spliced from 21 exons. The record is from RefSeq and is a predicted model, not a curated record.
CGCUCGCUUUAUUUUGCGUGCGGCCGCAGCGGCGCUACAGCUGAGGAGGACCGGGUCGGCGCGUUUGCGUCGGGUUCACUGUUGGAGUAUCGUCUUUAAGCUUUUAUACACCGACAGACGUUGCCGCUGGGUGAGCACACAAACGACUCUUGGUUGAUCUGGAUCGACUACAAUGCGAUUUUAUCCGCAAAACAGCAACGUAAACAUCGGCACCUGCUCCGGAGCCAUGCACAACAAAGACUGACCCAGCAUUGCGCUGUGCGCCAGCAAACGGAGACGUGCUACUCUACGAAACGUCCAAGAAAUUCAUUUAUUUAAAAACCUGCGCUUACAUACAGGAGGCUGGUCCUGGACCGCCAUACUGCAGGCCGAUCCGAUCUGAUUCGUGUCUGGAAGGUUUAAUUAUAGCAACACUUGCAUACGCGUCUUACUUGUCGCUCGGAUAUCCAAUAACGGACGAUAUUUCAGGGGUCGAGGAGGAAAAUAUCAGGCCUCCAUCAGCGAUUUAAUAAUCUGAUAAUUCAACGUUGCGCUCAGACCAGGUUGAUGGUUACCAUCAGCAGUCCUGCGUGUUCAAUGUUCCGUUAAAAAACAGAAUUAUGUGGGUCAGUCCCGAAGAUGUGUUACUGGCGGGCGCAUUGUGGAUCACUGAGAGAGCAAAUCCAUAUUUCAUUCUCCAGAAACGGAAGGGCCACGGGGAUGGAGGAGGAGGACUGGCGGGUUUGCUGGUUGGUACCCUGGAUGUUGUCUUGGACUCCAGUGCUCGUGUGGCCCCGUAUAGGAUCCUGUACCAGACUCCUGACUCUUUAGUUUACUGGACCAUUGCUCACGGAAGCUCCCGAAAAGAGAUCACAGAGCACUGGGAGUGGCUGGAACACAACCUGCUGCAGACUCUCUCCAUCUUUGAGAAUGAGAAUGAUAUUACCACCUUUGUCAAAGGAAAGGUCCAGGGGAUCAUCGCAGAGUACAACAAGAACCACGAUGUCAAAGAGGAUGACGACACCGACAAGUUCAAGGAAGCCAGCGCCAAGUUUCGUAAGCUGUUUGGGAUGCCGGAGGAGGAGAAGCUGGUCAACUAUUACUCCUGCAGCUACUGGAAGGGCAAAGUGCCCCGACAGGGAUGGCUGUACCUCAGCAUCAACCACCUGUGCUUCUACUCCUACUUACUAGGAAAAGAAGUCAAACUGGUGGUGCGUUGGGCAGAUAUCACCCAGCUGGAGAAGAGCGCCACCCUCCUGUUGCCCGACGUGAUCAAGGUGAGCACCCGCAUCAACGAGCACGUCUUCUCCGUCUUCCUCAACAUCAACGAGACUUUUAAACUGGCGGAGCAGCUGGCCAACAUCGCUAUGCGUCAGCUCCUGGACAACAAAGGCUUUGAGCAGGACCGCUCGCUGCCCAAGCUCAAGAAGAAAUCACCCAAGAAGGUGUCUGCACUCAAGAGGGAUUUGGAUGCCAGAGCUAAGAGUGAGCGUUACCGAGCACUCUUCCGUCUGCCCAAAGAUGAGAAACUGGACGGACACACGGACUGCACCCUGUGGACCCCAUUUAACAAGAUGCACAUCCUGGGUCAGAUGUUUGUUUCCACCAACUACAUCUGCUUUACCAGCAAGGAAGAAACGCUUUGUAGCCUCAUCAUCCCGCUACGAGAGGUGACCAUUGUGGAGAAGGCGGACAGCUCCAACGUGCUGCCCAGUCCGCUCUCCAUCAGCACCAAGAAUCGUAUGACCUUCCUGUUCGCUAACCUGAAGGACCGCGACUUCCUAGUCCAGAGAAUUUCUGACUUCCUGCAGCAGACCACCUCCAAGAUCUACAUCGAGAGGGAACUUACUGGCAGCCUAAACAGCUCAGACGAUGAGGUUUGCUCCCAGCAUGGAUCUCUGCUCUCCAGCAGUCCACAGCACAGUUUGGGCUCGGAAAGCGAGCGUACGUUCAACCUGAACGACAGCAGCGUGCCCACGGCCACACAAGCCCUCAUGACCAUGUAUCGCCGCCGCUCACCCGAGGAGUUCAACCCCAAGCUCGCGAAGGAGUUCCUGAAGGAGCAGGCAUGGAAGAACCACUUUGCAGAGUAUGGACAGGGUGUGUGUAUGUACCGCACUGAGAAAACGAAGGAGCUGGUCCUCAAGGGGAUUCCUGAGAGCAUGCGAGGAGAGCUAUGGCUGCUCUUCUCUGGGGCGAUUAACGAAAUGGCCACCCACCCCGGGUACUACGAGGACCUGGUGGAAAAGUCGAUGGGCAGGUACAACCUGGCAACAGAGGAGAUAGAGCGGGACCUGCACCGCUCUCUGCCCGAGCACCCGGCCUUUCAGAAUGAGAUGGGCAUCGCUGCCCUCCGCAGGGUCCUCACAGCCUACGCAUUCAGAAACCCCAACAUCGGAUACUGUCAGGCUAUGAAUAUUGUGACAUCUGUGUUGCUGCUCUACGCUAAAGAAGAAGAGGCUUUUUGGCUGCUUGUGGCGCUCUGUGAACGUAUGCUGCCUGACUACUACAACACUAGGGUUGUAGGAGCCCUCGUCGAUCAGGGCGUGUUUGAGGAACUCGCCCGCGAGUAUGUUCCCCAGCUGUACGACUGCAUGCAGGACCUUGGCGUCAUCUCCACUAUCUCGCUCUCCUGGUUCCUCACCCUCUUCCUGUCUGUCAUGCCGUUCGAGAGCGCCGUGGUGGUGGUGGACUGCUUCUUCUACGACGGCAUCAAGGUCAUCUUUCAGCUCGCACUCUCGGUGCUGCACGCCAACAUCCACCAGCUGCUGGGCUGCAAGGAUGACGGAGAGGCCAUGACCGUACUGGGCAGAUACUUGGACAGUGUGACCAAUAAGGACAGCACACUCCCUCCCAUCCCCCACCUGCACUCCCUACUGACAGACAAUGGAGAACCACAUCCAGAGGUCGACAUCUUUAAACUGGUCCGCAGCUCCUACGAGAAAUUUGGUUCAAUCCGAGCAGAUGUGAUUGAACAGAUGCGUUUCAAACAGAGACUGCGGGUGAUCCAAACCAUUGAAGACACAACUAAACGCAAUGUGGUGAGGACAAUUGUCACAGAGACCGCCUUCAGUAUCGACGAGUUGGAGGAGCUCUAUGUGCUCUUCAAGGCAGAGCACCUGACCAGCUGUUACUGGGGCGGCAGCAGCAACCCCACAGAGCGUCAUGAUCCCAGCCUGCCCUACCUGGAGCAGUACCGCAUCGACGUGGAGCAGUUCAAAGGCCUGUUCAAGCUGCUUUUCCCCUGGGCCAAUGGAGCCCACUCAGACCCCCUGGCUGUGCGCUUCUUCCGUCUUCUUGACCAAAACGGAGAUGCCCUCAUCAAUUUUCGGGAGUUCAUCAGUGGCCUGGGUGUUCUGUGUCAUGGGGACCUUACAGAGAAGCUGAAGCUCCUCUACAAGAUGCACGUCCUACCUGAAAUCACCCACGAGCAGGAGGAGCCAGACUCUGCUUUUGAGGCCACUCAGUACUUCUUUGAAGACAUAACUCCAGAAACAUCCAUUGGUCAUGACUCCAGGUGCAGAAGUGAGAGGGAUGAUGGCUUCGUUAGAGUUACAUUCAAGACUGAAAAAGUGAAGAAACUGAACACGCCUGAAUAUCGGCACUACCUAAAACUGUGGAAUGAGGAGACAAAACCUAAACGAGAAAACACAAAAGACCUCCCCAAGCUCAAUCAGAGCCAGUUUAUUGAGCUUUGCAAGACCCUGUACAGCAUGUUCAGUGAGGACGUUGCAGAACAGGAGCUCUAUCACGCCACAGCGACAGUCACCAGUCUGCUGCUGGAAAUGGGAGAGGUGGGAAAGCUCUUCUCCUCAUCGGGCAGGAAGGACCACAACGUGGAGGGUAAUCCAGAGCAGAGCAUGUGUAGGAGAGAUCCCAAAACCACCCAGGAGGUCGUAUCUGACAGCAUAUUCAAGCAGCGGGACCAGAGUGACGGCUUUGUCCCCGCAGGUCUGGAGAGCAAGCCGAGCCCCUGUGAGGAGGGGAAAGGGGACGAAGGGUCGGAGCAGCUGCCACCGAUGCAAGACAUCAAGCUGGAGGACUCGUCUCCUAAAGACACGGGCGUAUCAUCCGCCAUGCUCAUCUCGGAUGAUGAAACCAAAGAUGACACCUCAAUGUCAUCUUACUCGGUGCUCAGCGCAGGCUCCCAUGAGACAGAUGAAAAGCUGCAGUGCGAGGACAUUGCAGACGACACAGUGCUGGUGCGUAGCGACAGCUGCUCCAACGAGGGGAGAAGUAACCGGCCCCACGGCGGGGGACACAACGACAGAGGGCUGCCUCACAGCACCAGCAUCGAUAAAGACUGGGCCAUCACGUUUGAGCAGUUCCUCGCGUCUGUGCUCACCGAGCAGGCUCUGGUGCAUUACUUUGAGAAGCCAGUUGAGGUGGCGGCUCGUAUAACUAACGCUAAGAAUGUUCGUAAAGUUGGGCGCCCGCUGCUGUCAACAAGUGACUAUGAGAUCUCUCUGUCUGGCUGAGGGCCUUUUCUCAGUGAGAUUUCACUUUUAAAGAAAGUGACUUUUGUUCUUUCAAAAGGGAAACACGGUUGUCAGUCGUUGGCGUAAAAAUGUCUCAGUGAAUUUUAGAGGACAGUGAAGGUAAAUGUAAAAUGUAUGUGUAUGAUAGUGGAAUGAAUGUGACCAAAAACUGCUAUUAGGAAAGUAUUUUACCAGAUGUGAAAGACUUUUGUUAUAUCAAUCACUAGAUUCUGUCCAACUAAGAGGGAACAGGAUGUGAAUAUUAAGGUUUGCUCAUAUGAAAUCAGUGUGAACAUGUAGUUAGCUGUACUUUAUAAGGCAUAAUACAUAGGAGUUAACAUUGUAAUCUCUAGCACUUGUUAGGCAAUGUAGAUGUAAAUGUCCACAGAUACAUUACAGUUCUAAACCAAGAUAUUGAUAGUCUGCGUACAAUCACCUAACAUUAUAUCUGGUCAAACUACUGCUUCCUCACUUUUAUGGUGCCAUUUGCUGUUGAUCACAAAAUCUUAUUAGUUUGUCAUCGAAUGACAGUAUGGGAAAAGACAAAACAGAGCUGUGAAAAUUCAAAGAUAAAGUGAAUUUUCAUGCACUGUUGUGUAAACUCUUCUUAAGCUAAAGCAGUGUGUCACUAUUGUCUCUUUUAACACACCUCAUACUCUUAUCUAUGACUUCCUUGACAUUCACUCCCUAAAAUUCCUGCAGUAUGUCAAAUUACAAAACGAUGUAUACAGUAAUAACGAUUGCAACAGAAAAAUGAUACAAACACAUUUUGUUUUUUAACACAAAAGAGAACAACUCACACCUGAUUGUUAAGGAAUUCAAAGGAAGGUAAGUGUGCUAAAGUAGGAUUACACUAAACAAACAAAAAAAACCCACUUAAUUUAAUGACGAGCCUGCACUUUAUGUUUUUAACAUAAUGUGAUUCACUAAUAUGUGCUUUGCUUGCCAUUUGCGUAGCUGUUGUUGUCUGCACUCCCAAAUUAAAAUGCCUUUUCUUCCUUCUUUUGUUUACAUUUUAAUCUUUUUGCUCUGUACAUUUUUACACUGCUGUUUUCAAGUUGUUUUUAUGUAACUGUUUUUUUUAUUUUAAACGUCCAGGUGUUAUUACUCUGGAAUCUGAUGCAUUGUGUAUCAUCUGAUUAAAAAUUUGAGUAUGACUGACUCUCUGCUGCACAGUA